CCUUCUAGUUUAUCUCAAUUUCCUUAACAAACACAAUCUCUUAAUAACAUUUAACUUCCCCUUUUUCCAUAGAAAAAAAUGUCAUUUUCCUUUCUCUCCCUCUUAUUGUUUUCUUCAACUCUCUUUCUCUUUCUGAGAGUUGAAUCAUGGUACUCCCCUACAAUCUCAUCUCUAAUAAGUAAAAACCUUUUUGAUUCAAUUUUCCUACACAAGGAUGACACUGCAUGUCCUGCAAAAAGCUUCUACCCUUACCAAUCCUUCAUUGAAGCUUCCAAAUCUUUUCCACAAUUCGGUACUACUGGUUGUUUAGCCACAAGAAAACGUGAGAUAGCUGCUUUUCUUGCACAGAUUUCUCAUGAAACUACUGGUGGAUGGUCCACUGCACCUGAUGGCCCAUUCUCUUGGGGAUUAUGCUUCAAAGAAGAAAUUAGUCCUCAGAGUAUUUACUGUGAUUCUACUGAUAAAGAUUGGCCUUGUUUUGAAGGCAAAAGCUAUAAAGGAAGAGGUCCCAUACAACUUUCUUGGAAUUUCAACUAUGGACCAGCAGGGAAAGCAUUGGGAUUUGAUGGGCUGAGAAAUCCAGAAAUUGUAUCAAACAAUUCAGUGAUUGCAUUCAAAACUGCUCUAUGGUUUUGGAUGACAGAAAGAAAACCAACACCUUCAUGCCACAAUGUCAUGGUUGGAAAAUAUGUAGCAACAGAAGCUGACAUAGCUGCUAAUAGAACAGCUGGUUAUGGUUUGGUCACAAACAUAAUCAAUGGUGGAUUGGAAUGUGGAAUUCCUGGUGAUGCAAGAGUCAACGAUCGAAUUGGAUUUUUUCAAAGAUAUUCUAAGUUGUUUAAUGUAGAUGUUGGACCUAACUUGGAUUGUGCAUAUCAGAAAUCCUUAUAAUCAUUAGUUCUAACUUUAAUUCCUGCAUGUAGUUGUGUUUUUUUUCUUCUUUUGAUUCUCACAGAACUUCAAUAAUUUCUACAAUUAAUCAUUUAGAGGCAUUGUUGUAUUCAUUUGAGUCGCGCGAAAGCUUAAACUAAGAACACCAUAAAAGAAUAAUUCAGAAA
Messenger RNA from Lathyrus oleraceus (garden pea), 1058 nucleotides. Its product is annotated as chitinase 10. NCBI's taxonomy places the organism in Eukaryota, Viridiplantae, Streptophyta, Magnoliopsida, Fabales, Fabaceae. The record is from RefSeq and is a predicted model, not a curated record. The transcript is spliced from 2 exons. Gene Ontology annotation, molecular function: chitinase activity. Bases 79 to 891 code for a protein of 270 amino acids. Gene Ontology annotation, biological process: chitin catabolic process; carbohydrate metabolic process; cell wall macromolecule catabolic process.